This is a messenger RNA of Lycium ferocissimum, 508 nucleotides long. Its product is annotated as protein PELPK1-like. Bases 11 to 508 code for a protein of 165 amino acids. The record is from RefSeq and is a predicted model, not a curated record. The transcript has 2 exons. Lineage: Eukaryota; Viridiplantae; Streptophyta; Magnoliopsida; Solanales; Solanaceae.
UCCUCCAACUAUGAAAAAGCCUGAAGUUCCAGCUGUGCCAAAGCCUGAGAUCCCGACUAUGCCAAAGCCAGAAAUCCCAGAACUACCAAAGUCAAAAGUCCCAGAGCUUCCAAAGCCAGAAGUCCCAGCUGUGCCAAAGCCAGAAAUCCCAGAACUACCAAAGCCAGAAGUCCCAGAGCUUCCAAAGCUAGAAGUCCCAGUUGUGCCAAAGCCUGAGAUCCCGACUAUGCCAAAGCCAGAAUUACCAAAGCAAAAAGUCCCAGAGAUUCCAAAGCUAGAAGUUCCGGCUGUGCCAAAGCCUGAGAUCCCGGCUAUGCCAAAGCCAGAAAUCCCAAACCCAAAAGUCCCAGAGCUUCCAAAGCCAGAAGUACCAACUAUGUCAAAGCCUGAGAUUAUGUCAAAGCUGGAAAUCCCAGAACUACCAAAGAUAAAAGUCCUAGAGCUUCCAAAGCUAGAAGUACCAGAUGUAGAGGUGUUCAUGGUUUGGUUUAGGUCGGUUAUUGAUUAA